ACACAGCACCUCGCAGUGCCACACUAUAAAAGUAUGGUGUCACAAGCGGUUGAAAAAAAAUCUAGUUAUGGCUCAUUGUGUUAAGCUGGUGAUGUUGCUCAAAGUGUUGCUCCUAUCGUGCUGUUUCGCACAUCCAACCAAUCAGCAGCAAACGUCCGAUCCUCCCACCACGGAAAAUGUGGAAUGUUUAAUCGAGUUUAAGGAGCUGCUGAAGCUCGUAUUUAAACUUCUUUCUGUAGAAUCGUUUGAUUUGUUAAGCGAAAUGAAUCAUUUCGAAAAGAUGCAAGCUCAAGAAAAUGUCGGCUCUGCAUCAUCUUCAAAAUCGACUGAGAACAAUCACGACAACACCGAGCAGCAUAUUCAUUUCCUGUUGGAAAAGUUGGACAUGCUAAUGAGGAACUUUAACCAAACAGUUGGCACCCUUUCCUGCUUUAAGCAGACUCGCUUUAAUCGCGAAACGGCUAGCCACGUAGCCAACUUACGCCAACAAUCCACCAUCAAUUGCGACACUUCUCCAAUGGUGUGUAUGGUGUUUCGUCUUCUGCACUGGAUGUACGUAGAGCCUACGUACGAGAUUAUCCAGCUGUUGCGCUUUUGGAUACGUGGUAACAAAUCCUUUCAACAGUGAUAAGAUAAACCGCGCUCCUAUCGAUCGAAGGCGUUCGAACUGCCGGAAGGGAUAGUCCCGACCCCGACAAUACCGUGACACCUGACCAGAUAAGACUGCACACACACAGACACACACACCCACGCCCGAGAUGAUAAGAUUGCAAUUGUUUUAAGUGACGGCAGAUUUGCUUGCAUUGAUUGACGAUCGAGUGGAAAUUUGAAUGGAAUCUGGUAAAUUAAUAGCAAAUCACAGACAGAUCAAAAGAUGGUUCAGUAGACUGAGGAAGUGUGUGCAAUGUCACUGAACACAAUAAAGUGUGACUAAUACUUACUCCCCAUCAAAUGAUUGAUUUUAAAGAAA
Molecule: messenger RNA, 970 nt
Organism: Anopheles arabiensis
Lineage: Eukaryota; Metazoa; Arthropoda; Insecta; Diptera; Culicidae
Exons: 4
Coding region: 68-628 (186 amino acids)
Source: RefSeq, a predicted model, not a curated record